GGCCGAGGGAACUUCUUUUUGUUUGUGAAAGAGCUAUCUCUCUCUCUCUCUUUCUAUCUCUCUCUCUCUCCUCUUCUGCUCAUCCACUCCACUCCACUCCUCUCCUCUCCCUCUCACUGAAAAGGCAAAAUGAUACAGAGCAGGUGAAGUUACCUCGUCCGUUUGAAUCUUGUCUCUCAUCACUGUUUCUCUGCAGAAAUGGUUAGGGUUUCAGUUUCUUCACUUGAUCCUCCCCUAUUUCAAGACUUCCUGUAGCUAUCUGAUGUGGGGGACAAAAGGCUCUCUCCAUGAAGAGAGCCGUCUUUAAGAACGAACAAAUUUGAUACGGUUUGAGGUAUUGUUCUGAAACCCACUGUUUCCGGAGAUAUUUCUGUACUUGAUUCAGAGCUUGAAACGUGAAGAUUGUGGUUUGAACUUCGAACAGAUGCAGUUUCCUGGAAGCCAAUCGUUGGAUGAAACUUUGUUAUUUGAGUAGAAGCUUGGUGGAGAAGAAACUGAGAGAGUGACAGAUUGUUCUGCGGUUACGAGCUGUUAUCGUGACUAUCGUUGGCUGAGAUCGGGGCAGAUAGAGGGUUUUUGCGUGUUCAGGAUGUUCUCUAAGUAAUUUUCUCGCUAGGUAGCUCGGAUUAUGGGAUUUGUAGACUGCAAUCUACUUUUUCAAGAACUUGGUGAGUAUUCUUUUUGUGCUUUGACUGUAUAGGUCGAAAUCAAGGAGCAACGUUGGAGUCAGAAGAAUGGUGCUUACUGCUUAGUAUUCUGUCGAGGCUUUAGUUCUGAGAUCGUGAGGUCGAAGUCGCAGUCUGUAAAGCAAAUCCUCUUGUGAUUUUGAACAAUUGGAAUGCUGAAAGUGAGCCGCUUCGGUAUUCUUAAAGAUAAAAGGAGAAAUGCGAUGGUUUUGUUCGAAGUUUCAUGACCAAAAAGUUCCAGAAAACGCGAGUUGCAUGCAUCUUCGUCAAGACGCCAACAGAAAAAGAAAGGUUUCAGACUAGAAAAGCAGUUUUAUUUCACAGAUGUUAGUUCGAGCUUUUUGGUUGUAAUUUCGUAAUUUCGGUGGUAGUGUAAUUGUAAGCCUUCGUAAAAGGUCUUUCCGUUGAGAAUCUUUUCUCAAUCCAGAAAACGCGAGAUUUCUCACAGACGGAGUUCACGAGAAUCUUAAGCAAAACAGCUAGCAAAAGAGGGCGCCCAGAGCUUCUACUUCUGUCUCUCUCUUCUGCAUAGCAGGUUCGAAUUCUCGUGGCGUGAAAAAAAAAAUGGCGAUGGCUAUGGUGCCGCACAGGGAGAGCAGUAGUGGUAGCAUCAAUAAGCAUCUUGAUAAUGGAAAAUAUGUCCGUUACACCGCCGAGCAGGUCGAAGCUCUCGAAAGAGUCUACGCGGAAUGUCCAAAGCCGAGUUCCAUGCGACGGCAGCAGUUGAUUCGCGAGUGCCCCAUCCUCUCUAACAUCGAACCCAAGCAGAUCAAAGUCUGGUUUCAGAAUCGCAGGUGCCGAGAGAAGCAGAGAAAGGAGGCUUCUCGACUUCAAACUGUGAACAGGAAGUUAACUGCCAUGAAUAAGUUGUUGAUGGAGGAGAACGAUCGCCUUCAGAAGCAGGUCUCGCAGCUAGUGUACGAAAAUGGCUACAUGCGGCAGCAAUUGCAAAACGCAUCUGCUGCAACUACUGAUGGAAGCUGUGAGUCUGUAGUUACCACACCUCAGCAUCCGCUUAGGGAUGCAAAUAAUCCCGCUGGACUCCUCUCCAUUGCAGAGGAGACCUUGGCAGAGUUCCUUUCAAAGGCUACAGGAACUGCUGUUGAUUGGGUCCAGAUGCCUGGGAUGAAGCCUGGUCCGGAUUCGGUUGGGAUUGUUGCCAUUUCACACAGUUGCAGUGGAGUGGCAGCACGAGCCUGCGGUCUAGUGAGUUUAGAACCUACAAAGAUUGCAGAAAUCCUUAAAGACCGUCCAUCUUGGUUUCGAGAUUGUCGGAGCCUUGAAGUCUUUUCCAUGUUUCCAGCUGGAAAUGGGGGGACAAUUGAAUUGUUGUUCAUGCAGAUGUAUGCUCCAACUACAUUGGCUCCUGCUCGAGAUUUCUGGACUCUGAGAUAUACUACGAGUCUAGAAGAUGGCAGUCUUGUGGUUUGUGAGAGAUCAUUGUCUGGUUCUGGUACUGGCCCAAAUGCAUCGGCUGCUUCGCAAUUUGUGAGAGCUGAGAUGUUACCCAGUGGUUAUUUAAUUCGACCGUGUGAUGGGGGAGGGUCGAUCAUACACAUUGUUGACCAUCUAGAUCUUGAGGCAUGGAGUGUACCAGAGGUGCUGCGACCUCUAUAUGAGUCAUGCAAAAUUGUGGCUCAGAAAAUGACGAUUGCAGCACUGCGUCACAUCAGGCAAAUAGCUCAAGAGACUAGUGGUGAGGUAGUGUAUGGAUUGGGCAGACAGCCAGCUGUUCUUCGAACUUUUAGCCAGAGAUUGAGCAGAGGGUUCAAUGAUGCCAUCAAUGGAUUUAAUGAUGAUGGAUGGUCAUUGAUGAACUGUGAUGGUGCUGAAGAUGUGGUAGUUGCUGUUAAUUCAACCAAGAACAUGGCCGCUGUUACAAAUCCUGCCAAUGCUCUUUCCUUGCCUGGAGGCAUCCUUUGUGUGAAGGCAUCUAUGCUACUCCGAAAUGUUCCUCCUGCAUUACUGAUCCGAUUUCUGAGGGAGCACCGCUCUGAGUGGGCUGAUUUCAACAUUGAUGCCUAUUCUGCUGUCUCUUUGAAAGCCGGCUCAUAUGCCUUCCAGGGAUUGAGAACCACCAGGUUCUCUGGGAGCCAAGUCAUCAUGCCUCUUGGUCAGACCGUAGAACAUGAAGAGAUGCUUGAAGUAAUUCGACUUGAAGGUCAUGCACUCACUCAAGAAGAGGCUGUUCUGGCCAGGGAUAUUCAUCUCUUACAGAUUUGUAGUGGAGUGGAUGAGAAUGCAGUGGGAGCCUGCUCUGAACUUGUUUUCGCUCCAAUUGAUGAAAUGUUUCCAGAUGAUGCUCCACUGCUACCCUCAGGAUUCCGGAUUAUACCAUUGGAUUCAAAAACAUGCGAGACAGAAGAUGCAUUGACUGCACAUCGUACAUUGGAUUUGGCAUCCAGUCUUGAAGUAGGCCCAGCCACAAACCGGGCAUCUGGAGAUGCAUCUCCAAGUACUUGUAAUGCGCGGUCGGUGUUGACCAUUGCUUUCCAAUUCCCUUUUGAGAACCAUCUCCAAGAUAAUGUUGCAACAAUGGCUAGACACUACGUCCGCAGUGUGAUUUCCUCUGUUCAAAGGGUUGCAAUGGCUAUUGCUCCAUCAGGACUUAGCCCACAUGUUGGGCCAAAGUUAUCUCCAGGCUCUCCAGAAGCUCUUACACUUUCUCAGUGGAUCUGCCAGAGCUAUAGUUACCAUCUUGGGACGGAAUUGCUAAGGUCUGAUUGCCAGACCGGUGACACUGUGUUGAAACAACUCUGGCACCAUCCAGAUGCCAUAUUAUGCUGCUCAUUAAAGUCCCUACCAGUUUUCACCUUUGCCAACCAAGCUGGGUUAGACAUGCUGGAAACCACACUGGUGGCUCUACAGGACAUUACGCUGGAUAGGAUAUUUGAUGAGUCAGGUAGAAAGGCUGUGUACUCAGACUUUCCAAAGAUAAUGCAACAGGGUUUUGCUUAUUUGCCUGGCGGACUCUGCAUCUCAACCAUGGGGCGCCACAUUUCCUUUGAACAAGCCAUUGCGUGGAAAGUCCUUGCAGAAGAGAACACUGUACAUUGCCUUGCCUUCUCUUUUGUCAACUGGUCUUUUGUGUAAAAAAUGGUUUAUUGAGAGAGAGAGAGAGAGAGAGAGAGAGAGAGAGAGAUUCUAUUUAUUUAAUGUUUCAUUUUAUUAUGAAUUUUUUUCGCCCCAAAUCCUGGGUUGUCAACCAUGGAGGAAGAGAGGAAAGAUGAAAGGACAUUUUAGCUAACGAUAGGAAUUUAGAGAGUGAUGAGAGCUUGGUCGUGGUGCAGUUAAAAAGGAAGGGAAGGACAGUGAAAUUGAUUUAAAAAAGGAAACUUUUGGUACCA
Macadamia integrifolia is the source of this 4033-nucleotide messenger RNA. RefSeq names its product homeobox-leucine zipper protein REVOLUTA-like. Lineage: Eukaryota; Viridiplantae; Streptophyta; Magnoliopsida; Proteales; Proteaceae. Bases 1251 to 3779 code for a protein of 842 amino acids. The transcript has 18 exons. Gene Ontology annotation, molecular function: DNA binding; DNA-binding transcription factor activity; lipid binding. The record is from RefSeq and is a predicted model, not a curated record.